AUGGCAUCGUCCAAUAGCUCCUGCAGCACCGACGAAGGCACAAUAGCAGCCGAUGCCGAUCAAUGAAUUCAAAUAUUGCUCGAAAAUGUGUGCGGAUCGAGGAGGAUCCACGUGAUUGACCUCGAGAUCCGCAAUGGAAUACAGUGGAAGGCCAUGAUGCAAGCUCUCGCGUCGUGGCUGUGGGACCGCCCCGUGGAGAUGCUGAGGAUUAAGCCCGUGGCGCCCAAAAAAAUCAUAACGGUCUACCACGUUCUGGACCUUCGGGAGGAAAUUUUCAAUAGCGACUGUAAGGAGGCGCUAGUUGUCUACUCAGAGUUCUACCUCAGAAGUCUGGUCCCCUGUCUCGACCGGAUGGAAGGUCUGAUGAAAGUGAUACGAGGUCUCAAGCCACGGAUCGUGGUUGUGUUGGAAAUGGAGUCGAAUCACAAUUUGACCACGUUGUCGCCUCGAUUCGUCAAGGAUCUCUUCUCGUUCACCUCGGUCUUUGAUUUUCUGGAGCUGAGCGCAAUGGUACUGUAUCAUGCGAAGCUUGUGCUUAAGGAGUUUCCAUGUGGGAAGUACUGCAAAACUAGGGUGGAUGGGAAGAGCUUGAUUGUUGGCUGGAAAGAGACACCAAUGAUUUCCAUCUCUAGUUGGAAGUUCGUUCGGUAG
This is a messenger RNA of Linum tenue, 651 nucleotides long. The record is from the annotation of a GenBank genome assembly. Lineage: Eukaryota; Viridiplantae; Streptophyta; Magnoliopsida; Malpighiales; Linaceae.